Messenger RNA from Phragmites australis (common reed), 1000 nucleotides. Its product is annotated as large ribosomal subunit protein P2A-like. The transcript has a single exon. The record is from RefSeq and is a predicted model, not a curated record. The coding region runs from base 280 to 633 and encodes 117 amino acids. Gene Ontology annotation, cellular component: cytosolic large ribosomal subunit; ribosome. Gene Ontology annotation, biological process: cytoplasmic translational elongation. Gene Ontology annotation, molecular function: structural constituent of ribosome. Lineage: Eukaryota; Viridiplantae; Streptophyta; Magnoliopsida; Poales; Poaceae.
GAAAGCAGACACGCACCAGGCGCGCCGCUUUCGUCGCGCCCACGGAAGCCCACUCGCAACGGGUUCGUAGCCGCCAAGUUUCCCCGACCCCUGCACCGCAUCGGUCUCUGAGCCCCCGCCCCGAUCGACUCCUACACGUACACGUACAGGCGCCGCUCCAUAUAAACGCCGGCCCGCGCGCUGCUCCCUCCCACCCAUCGAGAAGCCAUCGAAACCGAUCGCUUUCCCCGCCCAUCGUACGUAAUCUGUCGAGUCGAGCUCCCGAGUCCAGCGCGCAAGAUGAAGUUCGUGGCGGCGUACCUGCUGGCGUGCCUGGGCGCCGACGCCGAGGAGGGGGCGCCGAGGCCGGGCAAGGGCGACGUGCGCCGCAUCCUGGACUCCGUCGGCGCGGAGGUGGAGGAGGGCAGGCUGGACCUGCUGUUCGCGCAGCUCGAGGGCAAGGACGUCGCCGAGCUGCUCGCCGCUGGCAGGGAGAUGCUCGCCUACGCGCCCUGCGGCUCCGGCGCGGCUGCCGUCGCCGUUCCUGCCGCCGCCUGUGCCGCUGAUGCUACGGAGGCCAAGGAGGAGAAGAAGGAGGAGGAGAAGGUGGAGUCCGAGGAGGAGGAUGACGCGAUGUUCAGUCUCUUCGACUGAGCUGCGUGUGUCGAUCUGUGCGGCCUGCAGUUGCCAAUGUCCUGUUCUUUUUUUUUUCCAGAUCCCUUUACCCAGAGUCUAUAUUAAAGGUCAAAUUAGAGAUGUGCGAUACUCGGGAAUUGAAUCCCUGUGGGCUAGGCUACAUCCUUAUGCCUUGUCGCCAAUGUCCCUAGUUCUUACUAGUUACUAUGGCCUGAGUUUGUUCUUUGUUAGUAGUAGCUUGUAAAAUUGGAGAUCAGACAUUGUUUUAAUUUGCUAGACUUGUAGUCGACUUGUUAUACGCAUGCAUGAUUCAGUUGUCUUCUAGUCGGGUUUCGAGUAAUAUCUGUUAAUUAAUGUUAGUGAUGCUAUGCAUGGUACAAUAUAU